Molecule: messenger RNA, 405 nt
Organism: Necator americanus (New World hookworm)
Lineage: Eukaryota; Metazoa; Nematoda; Chromadorea; Rhabditida; Ancylostomatidae
Exons: 4
Coding region: 1-405 (134 amino acids)
Source: RefSeq, a predicted model, not a curated record
AUGUCGCGCGAAGGACUCGGUGACGACGGCGGAUACGAAGCGCUUGGACCGGGAAGCGCUGAAGCUACUCCUAAGCAGCCUGCGAAGACACCAGGAGCAACCACACUUGGACAGUUUGCGUUACGGCCUGGAGAUGAUGUUGAUCUGAGCUCUGAGCGUGGUGGUCCAGAAGACAAGGGACCAAAAAAGUCGAAAGAAAAAGCUGAAAGGGAGAAGAGAUUGGAGGUACCGCUGAAGUCGAUCGUUCUGGAUAUCAAGCCGUAUAAGGAACCAACAAUGCUGAAAAUUUGUCACACAGUAACACUCAUCCUGCUCGUGUUCAGCUUCGUAUUAAUGGCGUUAACGGUCGUGCAGUUUGUCGAUAUCUUUGUUUGGCUGCCUAUGUUAUUGGGUGAAAAUGAUUGA